CGGCGUCGCCCCGCCACACGACGCUCCUCCGGCCGCCAGGGGUGCGGAGGCCGCGGCAGGGCCCCUCUAGCCCGCGGCGGCCGCUCGACUGCUCUGCGGCGCCGUCCCUUCCUGCGCCCAGGCCUCCGCCUUCGAGCAGUUCCCCCGGCAACGUCUCCGAGCCGUUCCCCCGGCAACGCUCGGCGGGCGCAGUCCUGGCCGCCAUGGACUCGCUGUCGGGCGCUGGGCCUCGCCGGGCUCGCGGCCGCUUGGGCGAGGCGUCCCCUGGAGCGCGGGCUGCGGCGGCGCCCUGGGCGCGCUUCUCGGCCUGGCUGGAGUGCGUGUGCGUGGUCACCUUCGACCUGGAGCUAGGCCAGGCGCUGGAGCUGGUGUACCCCAGUGACUUCCGGCUCACGGACAAGGAGAAAAGCAGCAUCUGCUACCUGUCUUUUCCCGACUCCCACUCAGGCUGCCUCGGAGACACUCAGUUCAGCUUCCGCAUCCGGCAGUGUGGUGGGCAGAGGAGCCCCUGGCAUGCGGAAGACAGACACUACAACAGUGGGGCUCCCGUGUCCUUGCAAAGGGAGCCGGCACACUACUUUGGUUACGUGUACUUCAGGCAGGUGAAGGACAGCUCCGUGAAGAGGGGCUACUUCCAGAAGUCUCUGGUGCUGGUAUCCCGCCUGCCCUUCGUCCGGCUGUUCCAGGCGCUGCUGGGCCUCAUUGCCCCUGAGUACUUCGACAGGCUGGCACCGUGCCUGGAAGCGGUGUGCAGUGAGAUUGACCAGUGGCCCGCCCCCACGCCUGGGCAGACCCUGAAGCUGCCUGUCAUGGGAGUAGUCCUCCAGGUUCGCAUCCCGUCCAGGGUGGACAAGCCAGAAUACAGUCCUCCGGAGCAGUGCAGCCAUGAGAGUUUGCUGCCCACCCCAGUGGUCCUUGCCAGUGUCCACGAACUGGACCUGUUCAGGUGUUUCCAGCCAGUGCUGACCCACGUGCAGACUCUGUGGGAGCUCAUGCUCCUGGGGGAGCCCCUGCUGGUCCUGGCGCCCUCACCCGCCAUGGCCUCCGACCUGGUGCUGGCUCUGAUCAGCUGCCUGCAGCCCCUCAAGUUCUGCUGUGACUACCGCCCCUAUUUCACCAUCCAUGACAGCGAGUUCAAGGAGUUCACCACACGCACGCAGGCCCCACCAAACGUGGUCCUGGGAGUCACAAACCCUUUCUUUAUCAAAACACUCCAGCACUGGCCCCACAUCCUCCGUGUUGGAGAGCCCAAGAUGUCAGGGGAUCUUCCUAAGCAGGUCAAGCUGAAAAAGCCCUCUAGGCUGAAGACCCUGGACACCAAGCCAGGCCUCUACACGGCUUACUCCGCCCACCUCCACCGAGACAAGGCCCUGCUGAAGCGGCUGCUCAAGGGCCUGCAGAAGAAGAGGCCGUGGGACACACAGACGGCAUCGCUGAGGCGGCACCUCCUGGAGCUCACCCACAGCUUCAUCAUCCCCCUGGAGCACUACAUGGCCAGCCUCAUGCCCCUGAAGAAGAGCAUCACACCUUGGAAGACUCCUCCCCAGAUCCGCCCCUUCCGCCAGGAUGACUUCCUGCGCAGCCUGGAGCACGCAGGGCCCCAGCUUACCUGCAUUCUCAAGGGCGACUGGCUGGGCCUGUACAGGCGGUUUUUCAAGUCCCCCCACUUUGAUGGUUGGUACCGACAGCGGCACAGAGAGAUGGCCCAUAAGCUGGAGGCCUUGCACCUUGAAGCUAUCUGUGAGGCGCAGAACAUUGAGACCUGGAUGAAGGACAAGUCUGAAGUGGAGGUCGUGGACCUAGUCCUGAAGCUUCGGGAGAAGCUGGUGCAGGCACAAGGCCACCAGCUCCCGGUGAAGGAGGCGACGCUUCAGCGGGCACAGCUGUACAUCGAGACAGCCAUCGGCUCUUUGCCCAAGGACCUGCAGGCUGUCCUGUGCCCCCCCUAGGACAGAGCCAAAGGGCAAGGUCCAAGGAUCUGGGUCUGGCCCAGCUUUCUUAUCCUCAGUGAGAGGUGGUCCCAACCAAGCGCGAGCUCCUUGCUGCUGCUCCCCAGCCUUGGCCUCCUGUCAGCACCACUGUUGUUCCAGCAGUAAAGGUGGCAUUUGGAACCACA
Molecule: messenger RNA, 2116 nt
Organism: Acinonyx jubatus (cheetah)
Lineage: Eukaryota; Metazoa; Chordata; Mammalia; Carnivora; Felidae
Gene: DENND6B
Product: DENN domain containing 6B
Exons: 20
Coding region: 204-1949 (581 amino acids)
Cellular component (GO): recycling endosome
Molecular function (GO): guanyl-nucleotide exchange factor activity
Source: RefSeq, a predicted model, not a curated record